Funneliformis caledonium is the source of this 2298-nucleotide messenger RNA. The record is from the annotation of a GenBank genome assembly. Lineage: Eukaryota; Fungi; Glomeromycota; Glomeromycetes; Glomerales; Glomeraceae.
AUGGCUCUUGCAAAUGCAACUUUUGCGGAAAUUUUGGACGAUUUAUCAAGUCGAUUUAUAAUAAACGUUCCUGAAGAAGAACUAGCUUCAGUUGAAAGGAUAUGUUUUCAAAUUGAACAAGCCCAUUGGUUUUAUGAAGAUUUUGUUAGAGAACAAAAUCCAAGCUUACCUAGUUUCAACCUGAAGAACUUUUCAGCAAAAUAUAUCCUUUAUUUUUUACAUUGUCCUUUGUUGCAUCAAUGGUCUCACGAACAUGAAAAGGCCUUUGCUGAUUUUAUGCAAUAUAAAAUCAGGGUCCCCGUAUGCGGAGCAAUUAUGUUAAAUGAACCCAUGGAAAAGUGUGUAUUAGUUAAAGGAUGGUCUUCUCGUUCAGGUUGGGGUUUUCCUAAAGGAAAAAUAAAUAAGGAUGAACCUGAUUCUAUCUGUGCUGCUAGAGAGGUUUUGGAAGAAACCGGAUAUGAUAUUUCCCCUUUAAUUAAAGAGCAGGAUUAUGUUGAAUUAACAAUUCGUGAACAACGAAUACGCUUGUAUAUAGUAGUAGGUGUACCUGAAGAUACGGAAUUUUGCCCCAAAACACGAAAAGAAAUUAGUAAGAUAGAGUGGCAUAAGGUGGCCGAUUUACCAACGUGGAUAAAAAGCAGGGAUAGAGACACACCGUACCAUUGUGGAGGUGGCUGUGUGAAAUAUGGAAGUAGUAGAUUUUAUAUGGUUGUUCCCUUCGUGAGCAAACUGCGAAAUUGGCUUAAAACACAGAAAAAAAAUCGUAAGAAAACCGCUGAAGCAUCAAACCAAGAUGAAUCAACUGAAGUAGUGAUAUUUAAUGGACAUGCUGCAACUUCGGACGCCAAGGAGACGUCACCAGAAACUUCCGUACCGGGCACAGAGAGUGAAAGUAGCCAUCACGAACAAUCUCCGAAUAUCAGCGCACAACUUGGACAAUUUUCCUUACCGGCUUUAACAUUUAAUCUACCCGAGCUUGGUCCAAAUUCAGUACUUUCACCAGAGGAGCUAAACGCAAAUCAUUCACAAAAUAAUUUUUUGAAAAAUAUUCCGCAUAGUAAUUCACAAACUCCAAUUCCCAACAAAGAUAGUUACGACAUAACUGCCCCAAUUCCAAUACACGCAAAUACAAAUGUCGCAAUUGCUGCUUUGGAUCCUGAACAAAAACUUCGACGAAAUUCGUUAUUAAAUAUAUUUUCUUCAUCGACUUCUUCUAAACAAUCUGGCUCGGAUGUUUCCGUUCCUUCAAUGACUGUCGAAUAUGAUACACAACGAAGAACAUCUUUGCUGAAUGUGCUUCAACCGGAAACAUUAGCUAUUAGUGCAAUUCCUUCGAAAAACUUGACACAUGAUGAUAUCAUCCAACAUCAGUUACAACAAACCAAAGCACAAUAUUUGCCAGAAUCUUACGAUAAUAUAAAGUCAUCAAAUGAUGCCAUAUUUAAUAUGUUUCAACAUCAUAUAAAUCAAAGUAUUCCUCAAAAUGAUAAUCAUUUAGCAUCAAAUUUACCAUUAGGAAUAAUACCUAAUUCCACAAACCAAAGGGAUCCUACAUACGAUAGAAGCAUGAUGACGCCAAAAAUAUCUUCUAACAUUGGACAUAUUGGACAAGGUCGACCUACGAAUAAUGUUAAUACUCGUGAAGUUUCACGUAAAUUGUCACUAUUGGGGUUGUUUUCUACCACUCCAACUUCUGGUAAUGGUUCCAUGAUCAACAUUUCUUCAAUUGACAACCCAGUCAAUCAUCAAAGUAUUAUCUUUUCGAAUGCAAGUACAAGUUACAGUAAUUCACCGAGUAUUAUUCAACGAUUAGGUACUCCGAUCUCAUCAGGCAAUCUACUACAUACGAAUAACGAGUCAUUGCUGCGUUUUAUCAAAUCGUCAUCUUUACCGCAAAGCAAUCCUACUUCUCCAAAAAUUGUCGUCUCGAGUGCUAACAGUAAAUCUUCAACAUUAUUGCAAGAUUACGGACGAUCAAAUAAUUUCAAUAUGACUAACGAGACAGAUGAAAGGAGUAACGACCGAUUUGUGGAUGAUUUCACUCGAAUUAAUUAUGCACCUAAUAAUACAGAUUCACAUGACGAUCAACGUGUAUUACAACCUUCCGGUAAUAAUAACAAACUUGUUGAGUCAACACUGGAUAUACGUGUUCGUCGUGAGCUUCUUGAUCGGAUUCAAGGAUUUAUUCCUCCCAGUGGUACGAAAUCACAAGAAAACAAUGUCUUAUCUUUUAUUUAUGAUAAAAAUCCCAUGUCUAGUUUCAAAUUUGAUGUAGAGAAGAUUGUUGCGGCUUUAUAA